Molecule: messenger RNA, 357 nt
Organism: Lachancea dasiensis
Lineage: Eukaryota; Fungi; Ascomycota; Saccharomycetes; Saccharomycetales; Saccharomycetaceae
Source: the annotation of a GenBank genome assembly
AUGUCCGACAAGCGCUCUCUUAUCGCGGUUAUCGGCGAUGAAGACACAUGCACCGGUAUGCUACUCGCUGGCGUGGGCCAGGUCUCGCCUUCGAGUCAGGAGAAGAACUUCUUCAUGUACCAAGAGGGCAAAACCACCAGGGAAGAAGUCUUAGCGGCCUUUGACAAUUAUACACAGGAAAGGGAAGACAUCGCGAUUUUGCUGAUCAACCAGCACGUUGCUGAAAAAAUCAGAGGCCAGGUAGACAAUUUCACGGCUGCGUUCCCGGCAGUUUUGGAAAUUCCAUCGAAGGAGCAUCCCUACGACCCGGAAAAGGAUUCCAUCUUGAAAAGAGUGCGCAGACUCUUUGGCGAAUAA